AUGGAGAUGCUUCAGGCAAUCGAGCCGGGUGCUCGCAAACUGAGCGCCAAGGAGUCUCCUUUUCUGCGCUUACCGGCUGAGCUCCGCCUGAUGAUCUAUGAAUAUGCCCUGGCCAUUCCCAACGACUACAUCGACCGACCCCUGAUCGUGGUCGACGACCGCGGGAAAACGUUCACUGCGCGCGGGCGAUAUCGCGCCCUCUGCAUGUGCCCCAGUUGGGUCGGCGAGAAUGGCCGCGUUCGCAACCUGCUCUCCGUCAAUCGCCAGCUGCACGACGAAGUCGAGGACUUUGUCUACUCGCACAACACGCUCUUCUUUCGCAACUCGUUCGAUCUCGACCGCCUCGGCGCAUUUCUUGAUACGCUCAGCGCCACCGCCCGUAAUCGCAUCCGCAGCGUCGGCUUCGAGAUCUUCUUCUUCGUGCAUUCGCAGACGGGCGUGCCCAAGCGGACGCUGAAAGAGUACGAGCGCGCAGGUCGCAUGUUGUCCGAGAAGCUACCUAACUGGACGACGGUGCUCCUGUACCUGGAUCCGCGGUUCUAUUUCCCAUCUGCUGCUGCGGGUGGGCGCGAACUGUCGGCUCGGGGGGUCUGGUACCUGGCGACGGUUUUCGGGAAGAUGCGCAAAGAACUUCAGUUUCUUGCGCUGCCUUCGAUGCAUCGGCAUGUUAUCAGCGAAGCGCAGCGGAUGCUUCAACUAGGGAGGCGAAACUCUCAAGAAAAGUCCUCUCUUUAG
This is a messenger RNA of Aspergillus melleus, 735 nucleotides long. RefSeq lists its product as uncharacterized. The record is from RefSeq and is a predicted model, not a curated record. The transcript has a single exon. The coding region runs from base 1 to 735 and encodes 244 amino acids. NCBI's taxonomy places the organism in Eukaryota, Fungi, Ascomycota, Eurotiomycetes, Eurotiales, Aspergillaceae.